AUGUCCUUGAAAGCCUUUAUGAAAGAAGUCGCAAUGGGGAUAGAGGGUGUGAGACCUGACUUUGGGGUAGAACGAAGGCCCGGGCUCGAAACCCGUCCUGCGGAAUCGACGGUCCUGCACUACUGGAAAGUUUUCAGCCGUGCUUUCUAUCGAGCAGAUGAUUCCCUUGGACCAAAGAUUACACUUUCGGUUCGACAGUACAUCAAAAUUGAUCUACAACAAGACUUUCCCAUGCCAAAAGUGAAGCGCCCUAGGCGUUUUGGUACCCCGACGCAUUAUGGACACCUUGCUACUCAGAUCUGGGGUCAAGAUUGGCACAUCUACCCAAACCCGUCAGUCCGAGUCUAUGACUGGGCAGGGCUGAACGCUCAUGUCACCUCGGCCUCCAGAAUUGGAGAAUAUUUCGAGUCUACCUGUCGGCCAGGAACAGAGCGAGGAUUACACUUUAGGGAUGUCCAAUUUGUGGUAUUUUACAACGAAGAUGGGAAGCCAGAGCUUGGAUUCCAGCUCAUUCGUGACGCGAAAGGGAUGACCGAUAUCCCUAAUCAAAGGCCGAAGCAUGUUAUUUACGAAGGAAUCACUCCGGGACCCCUCUUCGAGAGCGGGAUGCUCUUCCAUCUUGCUUUCCUUUUAGCAAAGAAUGCGCUCCAAGGAUGUGAAACAAUUGCCAAGCUCUUUGCUAAGAAACCUUAUCCUGGGGACACUAUCUCAGUCAUUCCGUGGAAAGAAGGCAUAGAGGAUGAACCCUUCUAUCCUAGCGCAUUCGGCAAGGGCGUUGAGCGAGCUGGUCCGAUUUCGCACCGGAUUCGGGAGCUUGGAAUACGGGCCGGCUAUGCUCAGCCACCGCGUCCCCAUGACUUCAGAGCCGGCAGCUUGUUACGUGUUGAUGGGCAAGGUGCUUACUUCACGGGCCAUUCUCGCAAGAAUGUGCUGGAGCCAUUUCAAGAUCUGACAAUUCGCCGCAAUCCCUUCAUGUGGCAAGCACUCCCUGCACAGAGGCGUGCUGAGUUUGAGGAUUCGGAGCCGAUAAAAGAGCUUCGGGCUGAACUGUAA
This is a messenger RNA of Microdochium trichocladiopsis, 1053 nucleotides long. RefSeq lists its product as uncharacterized. The transcript is spliced from 5 exons. NCBI's taxonomy places the organism in Eukaryota, Fungi, Ascomycota, Sordariomycetes, Xylariales, Microdochiaceae. The coding region runs from base 1 to 1053 and encodes 350 amino acids. The record is from RefSeq and is a predicted model, not a curated record.